Messenger RNA from Thunnus maccoyii (southern bluefin tuna), 4537 nucleotides. It is a transcript of the gene l3mbtl1, whose product is annotated as L3MBTL histone methyl-lysine binding protein 1. Gene Ontology annotation, biological process: regulation of DNA-templated transcription. Gene Ontology annotation, cellular component: nucleus. The transcript has 22 exons. The record is from RefSeq and is a predicted model, not a curated record. The coding region runs from base 143 to 2668 and encodes 841 amino acids. Lineage: Eukaryota; Metazoa; Chordata; Actinopteri; Scombriformes; Scombridae. Gene Ontology annotation, molecular function: protein binding; zinc ion binding.
GUUUCCGAAUUGAUCCGCAGCCACGAAUUUACUUCACAUUUCUAAUGUUCCUGUAAAUAUAGCAGACGAGAGCAUCUUUAAAACCUCUACAGCUUUAAAGGGACAAGUGUCACGCUCCGGAGUAAAGCACAGGGACGCCGUUAUGAGUGCCAAAGUCAACAUGGAGGCUCCGCCACCCAAAGAACCCGAUUGCACCCCUUUGGCCCCGUCCUCUUCGUCCCCCAGCGAGACCGUCCUCAUCUGCGGCAGCGACGGUGUGGCCAAGAAGGCUCGACCCCAGACCCACACCACCACCGCUCUGCUCCUACCAGCUCCUGUUCCCGGCCAUCAGAAGGUGGAGGUGACUCCAGCUGUUACCGUGGGAGACCCGGGUAAAGGAGGCAGGGUCACUGAGACAGCCAAGCCCACCCUGACAGCACAGGUGGGCGGGGCUUGUAGCAUCGUCCACGUCCUUGAAUGGAAGGAAGGGAUGGCCAUCCUGCCCAGCAGCAACCUCAAGUUCUGUGUGAGUGACGUAGGAGCGCUGAGCACACUGAUCACCCCAGGGACCACUAGCAGCACCACUGAACCAGCAGCAGGGACUUCUGGGAGAUCCAAUGACGCAGAAAGCGCUCCUCCAGACAAGCCAGAUGUGUCAGCUCCUGUCGGCUCUGUGAGAGGUGCAGCUGUGCAGCCAGAGAGGCCGGUUCAGGCCAAACCUGAAGUCCAGGUUGGUCCGGGCCAACAGAACCACGAUCCCAGAGCUCAGAGGACCUACACAGAAGAGCUACGCAGAGAGCCAAUCACUGACAAGAGGAGUGUCGGGGUGGAGAAGGUGCCAGCUGGCGGGAGGGUCUCCUCCCUUAACCCCGAUCACCUGAAACCCAUGAGGAAGAGGAAGAGGAAGGAGUACCUGAGUCCCUCUGAGGAAGACUCCGACAUGGAGGGCACAGAUGAGAAAAUGGAUGAUUCUAAAGCAGACGGCAGACACAUCAGAGGAGGUGGAGACAGUAAGACAGAGCAGUGGACGUGGGCCCAGUAUCUGGAGGAAACCAAAGCUGUCGCUGCUCCCAACAAGCUUUUCCAAGAGACCCAGAGAGUGCCGACAGUGAAGAACGGUUUUAAACAGGGGAUGAAGCUGGAGGGCAUCGACCCGCAGCAUCCGUCCAUGUACUUCGUCCUCACUGUGGCCGAGGUCUGCGGUUACCGGCUGCGGCUCCAUUUUGACGGCUACUCUGACUGCCACGACUUCUGGGUGAAUGCCAACUCACCAGACAUCCACCCUGCGGGCUGGUGUGAGAGCACAGGACACAAACUGCACACUCCCAAAGGUUGUAAAGAGGAAGAGUUUACCUGGACCAACUACCUGAGAAUGACUAAAGCACAAGUGGCUCCCAAAGAACUCUUUGCCAGUCCUGGGAGGAUCGAUGUGAAGAGCAGUUUCGAGAUAGGAAUGAAGCUCGAGGCCGUCGACCGCAUGAACCCCUCCCUCAUCUGUGUAGCAACCAUCACUGACGUGGUGGACGACCGCUUCCUGGUUCAUUUUGACAACUGGGACGACACAUACGACUACUGGUGUGAUGCCAGCAGUCCGUACAUUCACCACAUUGGUUGGUGCCAGGAGAGGAACCUGCCAUUAACACCACCUCAAGAUUAUCCAGAUCAGGCUCUGUUCUCCUGGUCUCACUACCUGGAGGAGACUGGCUCCAAGGCGGUGGCAGCUGACGCCUUUAAAGUGCGUGCAGCCCACAGCUUCCAGCCUCAGAUGAAACUGGAGGCAGUGGACAAGAGGAGUCCUGGUCUGAUCAGGGUGGCUACAGUGGAGGAGGUGGAGACUCACCGCAUUAAGAUCCAUUAUGAUGGUUGGAGUCACGUCUAUGACGAGUGGAUGGACUCAGAUCACCCCGACAUCCAUCCAGCAGGCUGGUGUGAGAUGACCAAUCAUCCGCUCAAAGUUCCCCCACGGGACCCCAAAACACACCAGCCACACGGACCGAGGGAGCCUCCUGCUACAGCCCAGUCCACCUACCCCUCCUCUGUUCCCUGUAAACCCAUCAGCCACCCCAGAGCCAACAAGUACAGCUUCCACAACAGGAAGUGUCCGACUCCUGGUUGUGACGGCUCAGGCCACGUGACCGGCCGUUUCACCGCCCAUCACUGCAUAUCCGGCUGCCCGUUGGCUGAGCGUAACCAGGGUAGGCUGAAGGCCGACUUGUCAGACUCGGAGUGCAAGAGGAACCUCUUCUUCGGCCAGAGGACCAAGAAGACCCAUUACCGUGGCAGGAUCGGUCGUCCUCCCAAAUACAGGAAGAACCAGCAGAGAGACUAUCAGAACAUGUCCUCAGAGGGUGUGUAUCCGUCACUGUUCAUGUCAGCUCUGAGCGGUCAGUCAGACAGGACUCUGUCUCUGUGCUGGGAGCAACACUGUAAGCUGCUGCCCGGCGUUCAGGGCAUCCACGCCAGCCAGGUGGCGGCAUGGAACGUGGAAGAAGUCUUCAGGUUUGUCCAGAAUCUAAUCGGCUGUGAAGAACAGGCUCGUCUCUUCAAAGAAGAGAUGAUUGACGGGGAAGCCUUCCUGCUGCUGACUCAGACCGACAUUGUGAAGAUCAUGAGCAUCAAGCUAGGCCCCGCCCUCAAGAUCUCCAACGCCAUCCUCAUGUUCAAGAGCACAGACGAGGGACUCAAGUGAUCCCGCCCUCACUCACCAGGCGCCAGGCCGCCGAUCAUCAUGUGCCAAAUCCAUUCUGUCGCAGGGAAAAAGACCCUGAACCCUUUUUCAUGUGUUUGGUGUCCUGUACCCAUCAGAGAGAGGGAGGGGGGGAGGGGGGGGGAGGUCCGAUCAGGGUUAAAGGGUUAAAAAAGGAGAAGUUGGAGGAAAUACAGAUGCUUUUUGGAGACUAAUGGAGGAAACUGGUGUGAAAGGCUUUUAAACUGGAUAGAAGGUGGUUGGGGUGUGCGAGGGGGAACAUCGGAUGAUUUCCGAGUUUGGUGCUUUUCACAACUGAUGCGUUUGGUUCAGUAUCUGGGUUCAGUCAUCACCAAAACCCCCUAAACAUCAUCGGCCAUGUUUCACAUCAGCUACAGAUCUGCGGUAAACGGUUUCACCAAAACGUUCAUUAUGUACAUUUACAUCCACCUUUUAUGCUGAAGUUGAAUUUGCACUUUAUUUGUGGGAUAUUAAAGUGAAAAUAGUAGAAAUUCAAACAACUGUAAACAGGUUUCUGUGCUCAGCUGAGGUGGGAAACGCUCUGUAUCAAUGCAGAGAAGAUUUCCUAACAGAUGUUUUUAAAUAAACAUCCUGCUGCCCCAAACACACAAACCAGUAUUAAUACAUUUAUGUCCUGAAUGAUUAAAGGCAGCGUUUCUAUUGAUGUGAACUGUAAAACAGGCCAGUUCAAACCAUACUUAGUUCACCUUGCAGAGGAGGACUUGGAUAAAUCUUACACAUGACCACGUUUUGAUGAGAAUCGUACCCAGAUCUGGACUAAACCUGUCAGUUUGAGAAAAUAUGACUCGAAGUUGAAAUCAACAAAAUGGGGAAAAUACUGAAAAUACUGGAUGUUCUAACAGGAACUGAGGAAAAUGUAAAUGUUGAGUAAAAGGGAAGAAAUGGGGAGGACUGUGGGCAGGGUGGAAAAGUGGCCAAAAUAUAUGUAUACUGUAUAUAUAUGAGAGGAGUUUAAUGCAGUAGACGAGGCUGGUCAGUGAAGCUCUAACAAGCUUCAUGUUUUGUGCAAUAAAAAAAAAAAAGACAGAAGUACUGUAUUCAGUAACACUUAAUAUAACAGCUCCUCCUCGUUAUCAGAGUCAUUCUUCACACCGCAGCAGAAUGACGAAGCUGCUUGGAAAAGGUGCCAACCUUUUCUCAGUUUCCUUAUUAUUCUAAAGUAUUAGUCAUUUGUGUUUAAUGCCUCAAAACUCUUCUCACUGUACUUUGUACUCACUGCUGCGAUAACGUGAUGCAGGAGCUGUCAUUUCAAGUGUCGUCCUCUGAUCCAGAAUCUGAGUGAAAGAACAGAAAAACAACACAGCGUUUUGAGUUUUUAUCUCUAUAUGCAAAAGAUGUUCAAUUAUUUUUUUGAAAAGAUGAAAAGGACACUUUGCAUUGGCAAUUUUAGCACAACUGUGAGACCCAAAUGGAUUUUUUCCACUGAUAUUACCACACUUGGUCACUAGAGAGUGUAAAAAAUCCACGUUCUGAAGCACUAUAAACACGGAUUUGGGAUCUAGCCAACAGAGCUUGUUGCAGUUUACAUGUGGUGGAAACUCAGUUCAGAGUGUGUUCUUUGAAAUGUUUACAUUUUAUGUCAGAACUGGUUUAAAAAAAAAAAAAAAUACCGUAUGGAUUUGAUAUUGUGAGAUGAAAGUUAUUUUACUGGAGUGUUUUAAGGGCUUUUGGAAUCUCGAAUAUUACUUCUUUGUGUGUCUCUCUGGUGGGAUUUGUGUGUGUGUGUGCGUGUGUGUGUGUGUGUGUGUGUGUGUGUGAGUGCGCGUGUCAAGAUAAUCAUGGGUCACAAAUGUCAUUCAAUCCAUAUGAAUUAAUAAACGUCCAAAGCUG